CUACACGGUGCACAUGCAGAGAAACCCAUAUCGUAAGGGGGCACCGGAGCAACUAGCUUGUUUUUUUUUCUCACAUGUCCGCCCUCUUCUUCCUCGCGCAUGUAUUUCUUUCUCCUCAUGCAGCACUAAGCGAGUGUUUGAUGCUCUUUUCCCCAUGAAGACUGCAAAGUGCAACAAGCUGGAGGGACGAGAUGUCCGAGGAGGGCUACUGGCUGACGACAACAACAACAACAACAACACGGCUCGCUGAUGUCCACUUAUCAUCGCGGCGACCUCCUCUUGUUUAAACUACCGGGCUACGCCUCGUCAUCCGCCCUACUCCGGUUCGCUCCGGGACUCCCGUGAUGGCAGAGGAGGACCCCCAGCAGCUGCACAUGGAGCGCGGGGCGGGCAGCUUGCCCGGGCUGCUGGCUGGGCUGCAGGGCGCUGAGGCCGGGGCUCUGCAGCUCAGGAUCAAGAACUCCAUCUGCAAAUCUGUUCAAUCCAAAGUGGAAAGCAUUCUGCAAGAUGUUGAAAAGUUCACAGACAUUGAAAAACUCUACCUCUACCUUAAGUUGCCUUCUGGUCCCAGCAGUAGUGGUGAUAAAAGUGACCAGAGCGCCGUGUCAUCAAGCCGCACGCAACAGAUGCAUGCCUUCAACUGGAUCCGCAAUCACUUAGAAGAAUAUCCAGAGACCUCGCUCCCUAAACAAGAGGUCUAUGAUGAAUACAAGAGCUUCUGUGACAAUCUCAACUAUCAUCCACUGAGUGCUGCAGACUUUGGAAAAAUGAUGAAAAAUGUCUUCCCAAACAUGAAAGCACGUCGACUUGGCAUGAGAGGAAAAUCCAAAUAUUGCUAUAGUGGACUAAGGAAGAGGCCCUUUGUUCAAAUUCCAUCUUUACCAAGCCUAGAUCUACACAAAACUGGAGACGGAUUUCAGUGUGAUGGUCUGGAUCCAACAGGCCACCUAGGCAGCAUAAAGGAAGAGGUGCGCUUUGCUGCUUGCGAUCUGGUAUGCGAGUGGGCUCAGAAAGUGCUAAAACGGCCCUUUGAGGCGGUGGAAGACUUGGCUCGCUUCCUGAUCGACAGCCACUACAUCAGCAACAAGUCUCUGGCAGCUCUCACCAUAAUGACGGGCACUGCAACAGAGGUUAAGCCCCUAGAGACGGUCUCAGCGUUUGUUCCCACCGCCGAUGUGCACUGCUAUCAACCUCAAACUGCAAGUCUGUCGUCUCCGACUGUGGAUGCCAAGCAGCAGCUCCAGAGGAAGAUCCAGAGGAAGCAACAAGAGCAAAAGCUGCACUCGCCACUACCUGGAGAGGGCCUGAUCAAGACAGUGGAUGACAGCAACGGGCCUUGUGAUAGUCCGGUCUCACCUUCACCUCAGCCAACCAUCGGCAUUGUGGUCACGGCUGUUCCGAGACCUGUCACGGCACAGCAAAGCGGCCAGCUUGUGUCCCCCAAUCCCUUGGGAACAGGGGAAAACAAAGUGCUGCCUAUAAACUUCCAAGUGGUGACCCAGCCAGUUCAGCCACUAAAACAACCCGCCAAGGCCCCCCAAAAUAUUCUAGCAAGUUCAGUUGGGGAACGCACGGCUCGCCAACGCUAUCCUCAAAUCCUACCCAAGCCAGCGACUACCACUGCUAUUGCUUUGUGCUCACCCUCCACCAUGAUCAUUGCCAACAACCCCAUCAAGACCGUGAUGACUACGUGUCAUGUUACACCUGUCAGUCUGGUCAAGAUGACAGCCAUAUCACUUGCACCAAAUGCAACCACUUCCCUCACAAACACCACUUUGAGACCGGCAUCUGCAGGCAUCAGCAGCAGUUCUGUGUCAGAGGACAUCCAGGGCUCCCGACAAAACACAAGAAGUACCUCUGCUCUCCCCCUUCUUGCCCCAGCGACGAGACCCGAGCUGGCUGAUACUCAUAACAUUGAUGUUGAAAUGGAGAUUGAGGAUAUACAUAAGAAUAGUCAAAACCAAAAUCCUAGCAGUCUAAUGUUAGGUCAUGGAGCAAUGGCACAGAGAGCUGCUAGUGUGCCGAUACCUCACACUAAAGGCUUAGCUCUGGAGGAAAUAUCCAUCUCUGAAUACGAUGCAAACCUCCCCUUGAGCACCAGCACUGCGGCGACCAUUGAAGCAAGCAUCAAUUACAACACAACUAAUACAAGCACCCUGAAUUUGGCUCCCUCCUCUCAGAACACCCGAGCCAUUUCUGCAUUAAACACCAGCAGAGCACCUUCUUUUGGAGAAGGUAGCUGUGUAACCAAGGGCUUUCGGAAGCGCUCGGGCCUCAGUCCUGUCCUCUCUCCUGUCAAGAGAGCUUUUAUGCCCCAGCACCCAGAAGAGGGCGCCGCAGGCCUUGGAUAUGAGAACAGAAACAUCCUGCGCCCAGGAGCUCCAUCUCGGCCUGAGAGCGCACCAGUCACCCGGGAGAUGGAGAAGAAAAUGACCUCUUUCCUGCCCAGUCAAGUCCAUACACUUGGCAAUGCCAGCAGCUUCUUCACUAUUGCCAAAACACAGAGCUCAAUGCAGAGGAAAAACAUUUCCAAUGUUAUGGAAACUCACAGUGUCAGUCACCCAUUAAUGCAGCAACCACAGGAGCACCUGAUGUCCGACGUGCAUUCCAUACCUACCAACCCUGGCGUUCAAACUCCUACAGCUUCAAACUCAGCUGCAGGUGUUCAACCACAGACCUACCAUCAGAGCAACACGGUUUCUGGACCCCUUGAUUUUUUAGAACAACCUUCGACGUCAAGUCAGCUGCAGAUGCAGACAGAUAUGGAAUACUUCACCUUUGAUGAUGAUGUAACUCAAGACAGCAUUGUAGAAGAGCUAGUGCAGAUGGAAGAGCAGAUGAAACUUAAUAAUCUGCAAGCGUUUGGAAAUGGUGUCUCGCUGCAAGGUCAGGAGACUGUGGUGCCACAGAACAUGAUGUCCACCAAUCAGACAAUGAACACUUUUUACCACGCUGCAAACAGCAGUGGCAUCAGCAAUCUAGUUCAAACACCAACGCCUACACCCACAUCAGAAAUGACCGGAGGAGUCCAAGGCUUUACCAGAGAGAGCCCGUGCUCGCGUGUCACUCCCAUAACACCAGUCGACAGUGCCCUUGGAAGCAGUCGGCAUACUCCGGUUGGUACUCCGCUGUCCAACUGCAGCAGCACUGUGCCACCCAGCCCUGUGGAGUGCAGGAAUCCCUUUGCAUUCACACCAAUCAACUCUAGCAUAACUUGUUUCCAUGAUGGCAGCACCGUCUCCAACAGCCCCGUCAAGCCCAUGCAGAGGCCGACAGCCACCCACCCAGAUAAGACCAGACUGGACUGGAUGAGUAAUAGUUACAACAGUAACAGUGGGAGUUUAAAUAAGUCUAACAGCACCAUGGGAAUUAUGCCCAGCUAUCAGGGCCUCAUGGAUGACCACUUUCAAAAGCCUCAUGCCUUUGCCGUGCCUCAUGCAAGGCACCAUGACAGCCGCUUUGGUCGACUGACUCCCAUUUCUCCUGUGCAGCAGCAAGUAGCCAACAUGGCUAACAAGCAGGAGGGUUUCGCCGUACCUGCUCCUCUUGAUAUCAAAGCACCCAACCUAACUGUCACGAGCGGAUCUUUUCGAUGUCGCAGCGUUAGCCCCGCAAUACAUCAAAGGAAUUUGGUCGGCUACACAGGAACAAGUGGUCUUCCCAAUAUCCACCAGCAGUGUAUCUCUCCGUUUAACUCUCCGGUAACACCUGAGGUGUUAAACACCUUAGCCAACAACCAGCUUAAUGUGAGCAGCGUGGCUCAGAGGAGUCGCUCUGUUCCCCUCAACAUCAUGAUGCAGACGGAGGUUCUACCAAUGGCGGGCCAGCAAUGCAGCAACAAAAAUAUCACAGAUGUCCUGCUAAACAAGCUAGACGGGGACCAUGAUACCAUACGAGGUCUGGGCAUGAACAAUUUGCCUUCAAGCUAUACAGCUCGUAUGAAUCUCUCUCAGAUCCUCGAGUCUGAGAACAUGAUCCCAUCCGAUUCCACCAUCGCUUGCGCAUCGCUACAGUCGAAUCACAUCAUUGAAAAUGCCAGUAAUGGUGAAAUUAUUCUAUCUGCAAGUAACAGCCGAGCACAAUCAGCCUUAGCGGAGCAGCAUCAACAGCAGGCUCAGUCGAUGCUGCAAACUUUGAGUUCACAGCGACAGCAAGUGAAUUUUAGCGGCACCUUUAAGGACAUGCAUACAGAUAGCAGCCAUACAUCCGGCAAUCAGAUGUCGGAGCUAGCCACAGGGAGGGCAAAUUUCCCAUGUGACAUCAGAAUGAGAUCGGACCUCUCCGAUAGCAUCAAUGACCUUAAUACACUGGAUUCAAACCUUAUGUUUGACUCCAAUCAUCAGCAAGGCCAGUAUCAAUGUUCUGCUCCAGAGGAGCUGGCCAAUGAACCACUGUUUCAGCAAAUCACCAGCGAGACCACUCAUUCAAGCGGACUGGAGUGGCUUGAGAGCAAAGAUCACCCAACUGUUGGGUUGAUGGGUUGAGAGUAAAGCCUUUUUUUUUUAAUCAUGUUGAACAUGUUAAUCGAUGGUGUGUACGUGAUACAUUUGAACUUUUUAAAGCGACUCCGGACACAAUGACUUUUGUCCAGUUUAAGUGCCAACCUGACCUAAAAUGAUGCUGCAACACUCUGAUCCAAAUGCUGGUCAUUUCUCUUAUCAGACAACAUCACCAUAUAAUGUUGGUGUAAAAGCAUUGGCAAAAAUGAUCUUCCCAUUUUUUUAUCGUCUCGCUUUUAGAUCAUUUUUAUACACCCCGCCUAAAAAAAAUUCAAUCAAAAAGGUUUUGUAUUUUCUGUAAAUAGUUUGAAAAUGAAUGAAACACAUUUAUACGUUUUCAUAGUUCUGUGUCUGAACUACAAUAAUGACAAGCAUUAUACAGUCAAGUUAUUAAUAAUGUGGAUUCCCUACACUCAAACAAAGCAUGCUUAAAAGUGAUGUAAGACACCAGGGCACUUUGUACAGAAUAUCCAGUAAAUAAUCAUUAGUAUGUGUAUGUAGAAAGGUUAGCAUGAUGUAUUUACUCUUUCUACAAUCUUACAUAAAGCCACUUAACAGACGGAGUAUAUGCAGCAUACCUACUAAUCAGAAACAUAACUAGAUUAAAUGUUUAAGGGGUUUAUCUAUUAUUAAUUUACACAUACACACUAAUAUAUUAAUUUUGUUAACCUGUUUUCUGAUGAAAUAUUAAUUAAUUCACACAAAAUUUAAGAGUUGGUGGAUAUUAUACAGGCCAUAUACAAAUCAGUAUUAAAAUUGAAGCCCUAAUGCACUUUCAAAUUGAAUUAUAUAAGUAAAGAUUUAUAGUGGGGGGGGGAAGUAGCCAUCUUUCAACAUGUUAUAUGCAUUUGUCAUACAGCACAGACAAUCUGUAAUAUUGUGUGCUUCUCCUACAAAAAUGCACUGUGAAUUUCCUGUGAGAAUCCUGAACAAAAAAGAAGGCCUUAUGUCCAUACCAAAGAUUCAUUUCAAAAUGUAAAACUGCACUAACAUCUCCUGUAUUGAAUGGCGGACAUAUUGACGAGUUUUGAAGGGCUUUAACCAACAAUGUUGUAUAAAGAAAACUAUGGGGAAAAACAGCACUGGAAAAGCUGGAAAACUAGCUUUUGAAAUGAACAGGAGUUAUUACGUUACUCAUUUAUUUAUGAUUUCUCCUCGUGCGUGAUUGGUUAAGCGUGUUGUAAUGUUGGUCACUUUAUAUUUAUUGUACAGUUCGAAGUUUGUGUUAUUUUACUGCUCAUGGUUUGCUGUCUUUGUCUGUACAGAAAAUGUCACCUUAAAAAAAGGUGUUGUCUUGCACUGUUGUAUUGGUUUCAAAUAUCCAGCAAAGUAGUACGCCAUAUUAGCACCUAUUGUACUAUUUUUGGAUUCUUGUUAUUUUGCAGUUACUGUAUGUUAGGAUAUUGUGAUGGCACCAUGCAGUAGACUAGUAAGGUUCUUUAAAAUCCUGUAAAAGCAUAUUGUCACUGUAGUUUUAAACCCCAUUUGGAGUAUCAUUAUUAAUAGCCGUUAGUUAUACAUUCUCCCUUUUGUUCUGUUAAUCUUUACUAUGUAUCUGUAAGAAUAUUUAAUUUGGUUUGCACUGAUAUUUAUUAUGUUACUGAGACUCUACUGCUCCUCUUCUAAGUGGUUCAGAGCUGUAGAAGUGCCCUCCACUGUACUGGUAGUUUUUGUUUUGCUGUGUUGGGUGAACAUGAAAAUAUUUAAUGUGCUUUUUAAAGGGAAGUGCUUGUUUUUUUAAUGUUUUUUUUUUUUAAUGUUAAUAAAUCCUUUUAAAUACACCCGAAUGGUGGGAAAGUGCAAGGUUGUCUUCAUUCGCAAUACUUUUAAAAGUGCUAUCUCUCCUUAUCCCAACCAUAUAAGAACAAGCUGGACGUGAAGGCGGCGUGUGGACGUACAGCAUGUCCGAAAUUAAUGCAUCUUUACCGGCAAGAGUUCACUGCUUCUGGCUCCAACAACAAUUUGGCUGAUAUUUCACUUUAAUGUUCACAAAA
Messenger RNA from Doryrhamphus excisus (bluestripe pipefish), 6493 nucleotides. Its product is annotated as DNA-binding protein RFX7-like. Gene Ontology annotation, molecular function: DNA-binding transcription factor activity, RNA polymerase II-specific; RNA polymerase II cis-regulatory region sequence-specific DNA binding. Gene Ontology annotation, biological process: regulation of transcription by RNA polymerase II. The record is from RefSeq and is a predicted model, not a curated record. NCBI's taxonomy places the organism in Eukaryota, Metazoa, Chordata, Actinopteri, Syngnathiformes, Syngnathidae.